This is a messenger RNA of Candida albicans SC5314, 2985 nucleotides long. RefSeq lists its product as uncharacterized. The record is from RefSeq and is a predicted model, not a curated record. The transcript has a single exon. Gene Ontology annotation, biological process: peptide catabolic process; proteolysis. Bases 1 to 2985 code for a protein of 994 amino acids. Gene Ontology annotation, cellular component: cytoplasm. Gene Ontology annotation, molecular function: zinc ion binding; peptide binding; metalloaminopeptidase activity. Lineage: Eukaryota; Fungi; Ascomycota; Pichiomycetes; Serinales; Debaryomycetaceae.
AUGUCUGAUCCAUUGAUACCAUUGAGUAUUUCCAAUGAAUAUAUUCCAAUUGAAUAUCAUUAUAAAUUAGAUAUCAAUCAUCAGAAACCAAACUUUAAUGGUGUUGCAAUAAUUACCAUUGACAAAAAUCACCAUCAACAAAUAAGCCAUAAAUACAAACAAUCUGAAAAAGAAAAACAAGAAGAAGAAGAACUGUCUUUUAGUAUCACAUUACAUGCCAAUAAAUUGGUAAUUAUUAGUGCCACCAUUGGUGAUGAAAAAUUAUCAAUCAAAUAUGAUAAAUUGCAACAAAGAGUGACAUUUCUGAGUAGUACACAAACAUAUUCUCAAUUAGUCACUAACAAUUGUUUAGUUAUGGAAGUUAAAUAUAUGGGACAAAUUAAAACCAUCAAUACUUAUAAAGAUGAAACUCAAGGGUUGUUUAAAACAAAUUUUUUGGAUAAUGAUAGUGGGAAAUCCGACAACUAUAUACUUACAACUCAUUUCCAACCAAUGGGUGCUAAACAAGUUUUCCCUAUUAUUGAUGAAUUAACUCAUAAACCGAUGAUAAAAUUAGAUUUGAAAACUUUGAAAAAAUUUCAAGUAUUCUGUAAUGGUGAUGAAGAGGAUGUUGUGUCCAAUGAUGAUGAGUGGAAAAUAAGUAAAUUUGUUUACUCAAAACCUAUACAUCCUGCUAUAAUGGGAUUUCUGAUUGGUGAUUUUACUUGGCAACUGAGUAAAACUGUCAAGACAAAUAAUGUUGAAGAUUCGGUUCGAGUAUAUGCACCAUCAGGAGAAAUAUCAAAAACUAAUAUGGCAUUAAGAAUCAUUGAAAACUAUUUACCCAAAUUAGAAGCAGUGUUUGGAAAAUAUCCAUUAAAUCAUUUAUAUUUUGUUGCCGUUCCAUUUUUAAAAGAUGGAGUAAUGGAAAAUUGGUCAAUGAUUAAUGUAAUCGCUCCUAAUUUGUUGAUAAAUGAUGGAAAUUAUCAAUCCAACUACAACAACAACAACAAUAACAACAACAACAACAAUCAACCUGAAACUUAUCAAUUAACUGAAUUGAUUGUUCAUGAAUUGGUUCAUCAAUGGAUUGGGAAUUGGGUUUCAUUUGAUAAUUGGGGUUGUUUAUGGUUUAAUGAAGCAUUUGCCACUUGGGCAGCACGGAAGAUUAUCGGCACAGAUACUACCACGUCCCGUAGCAGCAACAACAACAACAACAUGUUAGCUAUUGAUUGUUUUUAUGAUGAUGGUGAUGGUGAUUUUAAAAUAGGUAGUAUUUUCCAGUAUAUGGAACGUCAUCAAAAUCCUAAUUUAAAUGCUACUACUGAAUCAAUAUUCAGUACUAAUAUUUAUGAAAAAGGUAUUAUUCUUUUAGAUAUGAUUGAUGGGAUUUUUGAAGCUGAAGGGAAAAAUUUCCUUAAACAAUUUGCCAAUAAAAUAAUUGAAAAAUAUCAAUCAAAAACAAUUAAAAUCUUUGAUAUUUGGCAAAAUUUAAAUGAUGAUAUUCUGAUUGAUUUACCAAGUUUUGUUUAUUCUUGGACAAGAAGUAAAGGAUAUCCAUUAUUAAGAGUCACUCAUAAACAGAACGACAAUGAUUCAUUGGCAAAAAAAAUUGUUAUUGAACAACAUACUUAUUUCCAUAAUAUAACCACUGAAAAAGCUGGCAUUGAAGAUACUCCUUAUCAUAUUCCAUUAUUUAUUAAAGCCAAAACUACUUCGGAUAAUAAUGAAGAUAGUAGUCAUGGUGAGAAAACUAAAUUGAUCAAUUUAAUGAUGACUGAUCGAUCUAUUGAAUUAGAUAUUGAUUAUCAUCAAUUGAUAAAUAUAAAUACUGGACAUAAAGGGUAUUAUCGUGUAUUAUAUGAUCAACUAGACGUUGGCAACUUGUCAUUAAUGGAUCCAAAAGAUAUUAUCACAAUAAUUUCUGAUUUAGGGACAGUUAUAGGCACCCCUAAUUCCAAUAGUCAAGAUUUGAUUAAUUUUAUUAUUUUAAUGAGCAAUUUAUUAAAAUUGGAAACCCAAUUUAAUUGGGAAAUAUGGGAAUGUGCUUUAAGUUAUUUAGAACCAAUUAUUGAUAUUUUACGUCAUUUUAGUGAAUUUAAUAAAUUUAAUACUAAUUGGUUAAAUAAGUUUGUUAGUGAUUUAUUUAAUGCAAUUAAAUGGGAUAAUAAUAAUUCUUUGGAUAAUAUUUCAAAGAAUCAUUAUAAUAGUUUAGAAUGGAAAGUUAGAUCAUCUAUUUUACAAUUACAAUUGAAUAUCAACAAUAACAACAACAAUAACAAUAACAACAACAACAACAAUGGUAAUCAUACUACUGGUGAUGCGGCAUAUAAAGUGGCCCAUAAGUAUUAUCGAAAUUUUAUGAAUUCAGGUAUUAAUAAGAAAUUUACACCCAAAGAAUUGUUACCAGCAAUAUUUAACGUCACCAUGAACAAAACUUCGAUGAAAGAAUAUAAAAAAGUAUUAGAAUUAGUUAAAAAUGCCAAUGUAUCGCUUUUGAAACAAACAAAUGCUACUCAACAAGAUUUACAAACAUUAAGUUUGACAAGCUUAUCAUUUGUUUAUGGGAAUAAUAGUGGUAGUGCUGCCGAUUUUGAAUUGGUUAAUAAAACAUUAAAUUUUGUGAACAAUAAUAUAGAUUCAAAAUUAAUAGAAUUAGGAUUAAUUGGAUUCACAUUCACGAAUAAUCAACAAAUUAUUGAUACGGUUUUCCAUUGGUUUAAAUUAAAUUAUGAUAAUUGGAUCAUGAGAUCUUUACGUAAAGGAAGUGAUUGGUCCAAACAAAUUGGUAUUACUAUACAAAAUAUUAUGAAAAUGAUUAUUAUGAAAAUGAUGGUUAAUAAUGAAAUGAAUAAAUUGAAAUUAAAUGAAUUUAUUCAAUUAAAAUUAAAAAAUUUACCAAAUCAUGGAUUAAAAGAAUUGGUUGAUGAUUGGUAUUUAGAAAAUAAAGAAAAUAUUAGAAUUGGUACUUUUUAUAAUGAUUUAUGUGAUCAUAUUUGCCAAUAG